CCCAGCCCUCCCGGCCGCCCGCCGGUGCCGGUAGAGGCGGGCGGAGCGGAGCGGAGCGGGCUGGGCCCGCUCGCAUCCCCCUGCAUCCCCCCGCCGGGCUCCGGCUCCGCCUCGCCGAGGGAGCGGGGAGCUGCCGGGCUGCCCAGCCAGGCCGGUAACCGGCAGCCCCGGAGCCGCCGCCGCCGCCGCCGCCGCCGCCGGAGCGACCUGGCCGGUCCCGCCGCCCGCCACCGAUGGCACCGCGCUGCCGCCUCCAAGGAGGAAGGUGCUGACCCGCUGCUCUGAAGCUCCAGGUUUUGCUGCCCACGGGCUCGGUGGGAUGGUGCCCGCUGGCCGAGAGCCCCCCGCGCCCCUCGUGGUGCCAACGUGACCACGCAGCUGGCCAGGACGCGUGGCACCGAGCUGGGCACGGGAGAGCGCAGCAGCUCGUGGCCCCCCUCCAUUUGGGGCCCACCGCCCCAAGAUGAGCGAUGGCGGGUGGAUCUCGCUCAGCCCCACUGAGUUUGCCCAGCUGCAGCAGUACACGGACUACUCCACCAAGAAGCUCAAGGAUGUCCUGGAGGAGUUCCACGGGGACGGCGUCCUCUCGAGGUACAACCCCGAACAGCCCAUCGACUACGAGGGCUUUCGCCUCUUCAUGAAGACCUACCUGGAGGCGGACGUGCCCGAAGAACUUUGCCAACACCUCUUCACCUCCUUCAAGCGUAAGAUAUGCCAAGCCUCCCCUGAGACCCAGCGCCAGAGCCCCGGCGUCUCGCAGCUCAACACCCUCGGGAUCAAUGGGAAAACGCUCCUAAGUGCCCUGGGACGACACACUCCUGAGCCCAAGAGCUGCCACAGCAACACGGCUGAGCCACAGCCGGCGUCCCUCACCCCGGCAUCGAUCCCCAACGCCUCCCCCAGCUGGUCCAGGUCAUCCUCCCAGAAGUCCACCACCGGCACCCCUUCUGCUCACAACUCUUCAGGCUCUUCAAAGAUCUCCUCCGGGUCCCUGCUCAGCCCUCAGUCACCAGGCACGCGGAAUGUGGAGAAGAGGUUGCCCUUCAGCCUGCGGAAGAGCCAUAGCUCCCUGAAAGCCACCCCUCCGCCACCCCCCACCCCCCUGGCCCAGGUGGUCCAUCUGAAGGACAUCGUCUGCUAUCUGUCCCUGCUGGAGAGGGGACGGGCGGAGGACAAGCUGGAGUUUAUGUUUCGCCUCUAUGAUACUGAUGGAAACGGCCUCCUGGACAGCUCGGAGCUGGAUCGUAUCAUCAACCAGAUGGUGCAUGUGGCCGAGUACCUGGAGUGGGACUCCACCGAGCUGAAGCCCAUCUUGAAGGCGAUGAUGGAGGAGAUCGACUACGACCAUGACGGGACCGUGACGCUGGAGGAGUGGAUCCGGGGUGGCAUGACCACCAUCCCCUUACUGGUCCUCCUGGGGAUGGAGACGAACGUGAAGGACGAUGGGCAGCACGCCUGGAGGCUGAAGCACUUCAAGAAACCCGCCUACUGUAACUUCUGCCGCACAAUGCUGCUGGGGGUCCGCAAGCAGGGCCUCUGCUGCUCCUUCUGCAAGUACACUGUCCAUGAGAGGUGCGUGUCCAAAGAUAUCGCCUCCUGCAUCAGCACUUACGUGAAAUCCAAGAGAAACACAAGCGUGAUGCAGCACACCUGGAUCGAAGGCAAUUCCCCCGUCAAGUGCGACAGAUGCCACAAGAGUAUCAAGUGCUACCAGGGCAUCACCGGCCUGCACUGCGUCUGGUGCCAAGUCACUCUCCACAACAAAUGUGCCUCCCACGUGAAGCCGGAGUGCGACGGGGGCCCACUGCGGGACCACAUCUUGCUGCCUUCCUACAUCUGCCCUGUCGUCCUGGACAGGCAGUCCCACUGCCGGAGAUCGGAGAGCGACUCCCCUGCUAGCACCAGCCCCGAGGACAACCAGGGCUUCAAGUUCAACUCCACCACGGUGGACGGGCAAGGUCUGCAGAUCAGCCCCCGGCCCGGGACACAUCCCCUCCUGGUGCUUGUGAACCCGAAGAGUGGAGGAAGGCAAGGGGAGCGGGUCCUCCGGAAAUUUCACUACCUGCUCAACCCACGCCAAGUGUACAACCUGGACCGCGGCGGGCCCGCCCCAGGGCUGAGCUUCUUUCGGGACACUCCGGAUUUCCGUGUCCUGGCCUGUGGAGGGGAUGGCACGGUGGGCUGGAUCCUGGACUGCAUAGACAAGGCGAACUUGGUGAAGCACCCACCGGUGGCCGUCCUGCCCCUGGGAACGGGCAAUGACCUGGCCCGAUGCCUGCGCUGGGGAGGAGGCUAUGAAGGAGGCAACCUGAUGAAGGUCCUGAAAGACAUCGAGCACAGCACGGAGGUGAUGCUGGACCGCUGGCAAAUAGACGUCAUUCCCAACGACAGAGAGACCAACGGAGACCCUGUCCCGUCCACCAUCAUCAACAACUACUUCUCCAUCGGGGUGGACGCCUCCAUCGCCCACCGCUUCCAUGUCAUGCGAGAAAAGCAUCCUGAGAAAUUCAACAGCAGGAUGAAGAACAAACUGUGGUACUUUGAAUUCGGGACAUCGGAGACGUUUGCGGCCACCUGCAAGAAGCUCCACGACUACGUUGAGGUGGAGUGCGACGGGACCCUGCUAGACCUGAGCAACGCGUCCCUGGAGGGCAUCGCCGUCCUCAACAUCCCCAGCAUGUACGGCGGCUCCAACCUCUGGGGCGAGACCAAGAAGCAGCGCGGUUACAACCGGCUGGGCAAGAAAGCGCCGGAGAAGCUGCACGCCACGGUGGUCACCGACGCCAAGGAGCUCAAGUUCUGCGUGCAGGAUCUCAGCGACCACCUCCUGGAGGUGGUGGGGCUGGAGGGCGCGAUGGAGAUGGGGCAGAUCUACACGGGGCUGAAGAGUGCUGGGAAGAGACUGGCCCAGUGUUCAUCCGUCACCAUCAGGACGUCCAAGCUGCUGCCCAUGCAGGUGGAUGGGGAGCCCUGGAUGCAGCCGUCCUGCACCGUAAAAAUUACACAUAAAAGCCAAGUGCCGAUGCUGCUGGGCCCUCCCCAGAAGAGCAGCUUCUUCUUCCUGAAGAGGAGAAACCGAACUCGAGAUUAAGCAGGGCGCAAGGAGCCGCGGCGCAGAGGCACCCGGCGUCCUGGACACCCGCCUGCUGUGGGGGUCCCCAAAUCCACGUUCAACGUGCGGGGAGAGAAAACACACACCCCACCCCACCCCAAGCCCAGCGGGGAUGAUUUGUUGUAGGAAGGUGCUGGAGGCUCCUUCCCAAAAACCACAAGCGUCUUCUCCAGGGGGGGAUGGAAGCGGUGGGCAAAGGCAGGCCGACGCACGGGGAGCGCGUUUGCCAGCGCUAGGACUGGGUUUUUUUCCCUUUAUUUAAAUAACACCCUCCCCUCUUCCGCCCGCCCCGGCAGAGCUGCAAACGAGCGCGCUCCUGAGAAAACGCCAAGCUUCACUUAUUUAUUUUUAAUCCUCUUGAAGGACACUCAAUGUUUUGCUGCACUGGCUUUCUGUCCACCAACCCUUGCACAUUGGAGAAGUUAUUUAUUUUCUUAGCCUAGAGGAGACGGUCUUUGCCAUGCCUUCGGCUAGUGCUUCUGGGACAGGUUUUAAGCCUUCGCUGCCAGCCCUGGGAGCCACAAGGCAUGGGACAGUCUGGGGACAGGCAGUGCCUGGGCUGUGGGGACAAGUGCAGGGUAGACGGGAAGAGACCAUCUUUGGACAUGGAAACGGCAAAAAUGGGAUUUUGGGAGGAGCUGCCGACCCUGGGAAACUCCCGCAUCCUGGCUCUGGGCCUCGUAGUCAUAUUUAUGUAUUUAUUUAGUGAACUCGGGGGGGGGUGUCACCUUCUUUUUAUGAGCCCAGGUUGGACGCGAACGCCUCCUCCCUUCUCUGCUGGCCGUCCCCCACGGCAUCUCCUUCCAUGUGGACUUUCCUCUCUCCUAAAGCCUGCCAGCCUGUGCCCAGGGGCUGGGGACACACGUCCAGAAACUCUUCUCACCUGGAAGUGUCCCCCUCACCUUUUCACACGUCUCCUCAUGUGCUUUGCCAGGCUCAUGCUCUCCCAGUGGCAUCUAGUGCUGCCUCCGAUAUGCACGGGCAGGUUUCGGUGGCAUCACCCACGUGUCCCCCACCAGAGCAUGGGAUGCAGCUUCUCCCCGGGAUGCAACCAGAAAACGGACGAAUGCUUGGAGGAGACGGUUGUCUCAAUGUGUGCCCCGCUUCACGGCAUUCCCAGGAGCCGGCAGCUGGCAGAACUGGCCCACAGGAAGGGCUGCUGGUUACUUCUGCAGGCACCCACUGCCUCCUCUGGUGGCCCUGUGUGGUGGGACGCUGGCUCCAGAAUCAGCCCCCGCUCCCCAGGCAGCUCCCUCAGGUCUGGCGGAGGCCCCCGUGCUGCUGGCAGGAAGCCGGGAGUGGCGUGUGCCCCAUGGAUGUUGCUGCAGGCAGGAAAACUGUUGCUUGUCCCUGCUAUGCCCAUGCCACAGGACAGGGACCCCUGGCUGUGAGAAGCCACCCUGUCCUCCCCGGUGACCCAGCACCCAGUCCCUCCUCAUGCUGCGGGUCCCCAUUCAAUAGCAUCCCCCCUGGCAGUGCAGAGGGUGCUGCCAUCAUUACGUUUCAGAGUGAACAGUGAGCUGAACAGUGUCCCUCCCCAGCGGAGAGGGACAGUGCUGUUGUGUGCCUGUUCGAGCUUGAGCUCAGGGCCAUUUCUGGUAGCAGCCAGAAAUGUGGGGCUCUGCUGGCAUGCGAGGAGGUGGCGGUGCCCCAAGGGAGCCCCAGCCGGGCUCCAGCCCACUUGUCCCUCUCCGCUGGGGCACAGGAGGGGGCUCUGGGGGGCUGCUGCAGCUCCUUGUCCUCCUGCCCUUGGUGCCAGCACUGGGCAGGGUGAGAGUGAACUGGGAAAGUGCCAGCAGCAGCCCAGAAGCCAUGAGGAAGGGGACCCUGUGCCACGGAGCAAGCGGGAGCAAGCACAGGCCCGGCCAGCUGGCACUGAGGUUGCCACAGCUCGCCGAAGCCGUGACCUGCGUACAGGGGCACACUCCACCUGCGGUGCACAGAUCCACCCUCCUCCUCCUCAUCACCCCGGGCGCCCGUUAAUGAGUAGCCAGGUGAAAGCGUACGGGAGCUACGCCAAAUAAACCCCAGGUCCCAUGGACCAGUGGCCUCCGUUUCCCCAGUCCCUCCCUGGUGGCCUCUGUGCCCUGCAGCCCCCGCGCCUGGGGAGAGGGAAAGGAAAAAAAAACCUCAACCGUCUCCAGAGCUUUGCCGGCAGGUGCGGCGAUGGGUUUGAUAUCAACACACAAGGUCAGUGGUGUUUACAGCAGCAGGUUUGGCUCCAUUUCCCUGCCCGCUCGGCCUUGGUCCAGUGUUUUAUCCCAGGGCUCUGGUCAGAAAGCGCCUGUAUGGAAUUAGCAAUGGUUUGGUUUUCACCACAGACCUGCUCCUUGCACCCUGUCACGGUUUGCUGGGCUCCGGGCAAAGAGCAGUGCUCGGGUCUCUGCUGUGGUUUGCUGCCGGUGCCGGUGGAGCUGAAGAAAGCAAGCGGGUGCCCGUGCCCAUGCCCGUGCCCAUGCCCACCCUGCCAGCAGAGCCACCAGCCCCACGUUUGAGCCCAAAGCCGGGCGAGGUCUGGGAGGAGCACGCAGACGCGUGUCUUGUAGGGCAUGGAAAGCCCAGGGCCACCACCCCGGGCUGGCAGGGCAAUGACACGCCAUCACUGCUCUGCCAAGAGUGACGGGCUCCAAUGGAGCCAUCCCCUUGUGAUGAUCAGUGAGAUGGUCCCUGCCAUCCCCCCGCCGGGGGACGCAGCUUCAGUCUGCUCCCCCCAUGCCAAAGCCAUGGUUCGAUGGGCCUGGCAGCUAACGACCUCCUUAGUCCAAUGGUGCAAAUGUCUUCAGCCCAGGAGGGGACCCACAGGGGCUGGGGUGCCAGCCCGGUUGUCCCCUGCUCCAGGGAGGAACACGCCAUGCAGCCGAGGGGCAUGCAAGGCUCUGAACCCCCCUGCCCCACCCCGCCUCGGUGUCUCCCCGCUCAGCCCUGUUUGUCCCCCAAAGGCCGUGGGAUGGAGCGGGAGCCCCCCAAACACUCCCCAGGCACCGGGGCCAGUGUGCCAGUGCCCCACCGAGCCGGCGCCAUGCUGGGGGACCCCCAAGAGCUGGGACACCCUAUUCCCGUGGGAUCCCCAGCCUGCCACCAGCCCCGUCCUCCCACUGUGUGCGUCGCCGUGGUUGCCUGCAUGGAAAUGGCGUCCGUAGCGUAGCGCGUGUUGCCGUGUACACCUGGACUGCUGUGGGCUUGCCUCAAAUAAAGAUGGUGAUGAAAUA
Messenger RNA from Chroicocephalus ridibundus (black-headed gull), 6321 nucleotides. Its product is annotated as diacylglycerol kinase gamma-like. Lineage: Eukaryota; Metazoa; Chordata; Aves; Charadriiformes; Laridae. Gene Ontology annotation, biological process: diacylglycerol metabolic process; lipid phosphorylation; intracellular signal transduction. The record is from RefSeq and is a predicted model, not a curated record. The coding region runs from base 464 to 3091 and encodes 875 amino acids. Gene Ontology annotation, cellular component: plasma membrane. The transcript is spliced from 25 exons. Gene Ontology annotation, molecular function: ATP-dependent diacylglycerol kinase activity; calcium ion binding.